Messenger RNA from Myotis myotis, 1007 nucleotides. It is a transcript of the gene PSMB11, whose product is annotated as proteasome subunit beta 11. The record is from RefSeq and is a predicted model, not a curated record. The transcript has a single exon. Bases 108 to 1007 code for a protein of 299 amino acids. NCBI's taxonomy places the organism in Eukaryota, Metazoa, Chordata, Mammalia, Chiroptera, Vespertilionidae. Gene Ontology annotation, molecular function: threonine-type endopeptidase activity. Gene Ontology annotation, cellular component: proteasome core complex.
UUGCCCGUUCUGGCUGCGGCACAGCUUUUCUUUAGCGUCCCUUUCCCCCACCUGACACUCCCACAAAGCCCUGUGCUGCUCCUUCCAGCCUUCACUCCGCUCCAGGCAUGGCUCUGCAGGGUGUGUGCAAGUGGCAGGCCCCCGACACGCAGGGACUGUCUCCUCACCUGUCUCCGGCCGGUGGCUGGGCCGUGCCCCGCGGCUGUGACCCUCAAACCUUCUUGAGGACCCAUGGCCCCCGGCUGGCCCACGGCACCACCACGCUGGCCUUCCGCUUCCGUCACGGAGUCAUCGCUGCGGCCGACACCCGUUCCUCCUGCAGCAACUACGUGGCGUGUCCAGCCUCCCGCAAGGUCAUCCCCGUCCACCAGCACCUCCUGGGCACCACGUCCGGCACCUCCGCUGACUGCGCCACGUGGUACCGGGUGCUGCAGCGGGAGCUGCGGCUGCGGGCGCUGAGGGAGGGCCGGCUGCCCAGUGUGGCCAGCGCUGCCAAGCUCUUGUCCACCAUGAUGUCCCGCUACCGGGGGCUGGAUCUGUGUGUGGCCACUGCUCUCUGCGGCUGGGACCGCUCCGGCCCUGCCCUCUUCUAUGUCUACAGCGAUGGCACCCGCCUGCAGGGGGACAUCUUCUCGGUGGGCUCGGGGUCUCCCUAUGCCUACGGCGUGCUGGACCGCGGCUACCGCUACGACAUGACCACUCAGGAGGCCUACGCCCUGGCUCGCCGCGCCGUGGCCCACGCCACCCACCGUGACGCCUACUCUGGGGGCUCUGUGGACCUUUUCCAUGUGCGAGAGAGUGGGUGGGAGUACGUGUCACGCAACGAUGCCUGCGUGCUGUACUCGGAGCUGCAGAAGCUCCCGGAGCCGGAGAAGCGAGAGGAGAAGGAGGCCAGCCAGGCCCAUCCCGGACCUGCCACCCCCCACGGAGCUGGCGACGGUGGGGAACCUUCUGUGGGACGCCUACCGGGAGACUCGGGGCUCCCUGCAGAGGCUGAGACUCCGUAA